AGCGCUGACUGGCUGCCCGGCUAGCCAAUCAACUGACAGAGUGGACUCGGGAGCGCGCUCUCGUGAUGUGAUGGAGGGGGUCUAGCUCCUGGUCACUGUGUGUGUGUGUGUGUGCCGCUCUAUGUGUACGGAUCCGGGGGGUUGUUAAUAAAGAAUUUCUUAUUCAAUCGUGGGAAGAAAAAAAAAAAUUGGAUCUCGUAGCAGCAGCGGUUGAGCAGCGCCGGCCAGUAGCACCCGGGCGGCGAGAGGAGGAGUACGGGGCACCGGGGAGAGAUGUGACCGGGGGGACCCGGCUUGUGUCCUCCGCCCAGGCGACAGCUCUCUACUGCACAGGAGGAGGAGGCGGCGGCGGCCAUGGCAGAUAAGGGCAGGCUGAGCUUCCCCGGGGCACUGAACAGGCCAGUGCCCAUGAACUUGUUUGCCACCUGGGAGAUAGACGGCUCCAGCCCCAGCUGUAUUCCCAGGCUUUGUAGUCUGACACUAAAAAAGCUGCAAGUUGUGAAGGAAUUGGAUAAAGAGCUCAUUUCAGUAGUCAUUGCUGUGAAAAUGCAGGGAUCAAAACGGAUUCUUCGCUCUCAUGAGAUUGUGCUGCCACCUAGUGGACAAGUGGAAACUGACCUCGCACUGACAUUUUCACUGCAGUACCCUCAUUUUUUGAAAAGGGAAGGAAACAAACUUCAGAUUAUGCUUCAAAGGAGGAAAAGGUAUAAAAAUCGAACCAUUCUGGGUUACAAGACUCUAGCCAUCGGAUGCAUCAACAUGGCCGAGGUUAUGCAGCAUCCGUCUGAAGGAAGCCAAAUAUUAAGUCUUUUUAGUAACAUGAAGGAGGCAUCUGCUAAGGUAGCAGAGAUAUGGAUAUUUUCCCUCUCUAGUCAGCCUAUUGAUCAUGAGGACAGUGCCAUGAAUACCAGCCUGAAGAUCAAAUCCACAGAUAAUUAUUCUGAGGAAGAGUAUGAAAGUUUUUCUUCAGAACAAGAAGCCAGUGAUGAUGCAGUGCAAGGCCAGGACCUGGAUGAUGAUGAAUUUGAUGUUGGAAAACCAAAGAAGCAGCGAAGAACGAUAGUAAGAACAACGUCAAUAACCCGGCAACAGAACUUCAAGCAAAAAGUAGUCGCUCUAUUGAGAAGAUUUAAAGUUUCCGAUGAGGUACUGGACUCCGAGCAGGACCCUGGAGAGCAUGUGCCUGAGGUUGAGGAGGACUUGGACCUGCUGUAUGAUACCCUUGAUAUUGAUAACCCAAGUGAUAGCGGUCCUGAAAUGGAAGAUGAUGAUAGUGUACUCAGCACCCCCAAGCCAAAGUUAAAGCCUUAUUUUGAGGGUCUUUCACAUUCUAGUUCUCAAACGGAGAUUGGGAGUUUACACAGCAUGCGAAGCCAGAGGGAAUUGCCAAGUCCUAACAGUACCGUCCAUUUUGAGAGACCUCAUCGUGACCCCUCCCAAUCGGCAAACACUGACCUUGAGGAAGCUGAAAGACGAACAUCUGUACCCAAGCAUUCGCCCGAUAACACAUCUGACACUGUUUCAGUGGACACCACUAAAGAAGAUUCACAGGAACUAGAACUUUCCACGCUAGAUGUUUUCAUUGAGCGGCUACCACCCAGUGGAAAGAUAACAAAGACUGAAUCCUUGAUCAUUCCUUCUAAUCGUUUGGAAGGCAAGCAAACAGGGCGUCGUGGCAGGAGCACAUCGCUAAAAGAAAGGCAAGCAGCGCGGCCGCAGAACGAGCGUGCAAACAGCCUAGACAAUGAGCGCUCGCCUGAUACACGGAUCCAUCUCCAGAUCCCCAGGAAAACGGUUUAUGAUCAGCUGAACCACAUCCUGGUUUCUGACGACCACCUCCCUGAAAACAUCAUUCUUGUAAACACUUCUGACUGGCAGGGCCAGCUUCUUUCAGAAAUCUUGCAAAAACACGACCUUCCCUUAGUCUGCACGUGCUCCUCAGCUGAUAUCCAAGCUGCUUUCAAUACAAUAGUGUCCAGGAUACAACGAUAUUGCAAUUGCAAUUCACAGCCACCAAAUCCUGUGAAAGUGGCUGUUGCAGGAGCUCAGAAUUACCUCAGUGCCGUGCUCAGGCUGUUUGUGGAGCAGCUGUCACACAAGACUCCAGACUGGUUGGGAUACCUGCGGUUUCUCAUCAUUCCAUUAGGUUCUCAUCCUGUGGCCAAAUACCUGGGCUCUGUGGACUACAAAUACAACAACCUCUUCCAGGAUCCAGCUUGGAAAGACCUCUUUACAAAACUGGAUGCACAAACCUCAGAUCUUCCUCUACUCUCUACAGUUCAGGACCCUCCAGAUGUGGUUUCCCGCGUUACACAAUACAUUGUCGGAGCAAACUGUGCACAUCAGCUGCCCAUAGCAGAAGCUAUGUUAACUUACAAACAAAAGAGGAAAAAAAGUUUUCAUUUUGAUUUUACAUUAAGGUAUCAUGUCUUCUCAGGUCCGGAUGAGGAUUCCUCACAGAAAUUCAUCCCUUUUGUAGGGGUGGUAAAAGUCGGUAUUGUUGAGCAGUCCUCUGCAACCUCAGGAGAUUCAGAUGAUGCUGCGCCAUCCAGUUCCACCGUGCUAUCAUCCACUCCCCCAUCUGUGUCAUCUGUCAUCAAGGAAGCUUCUCCAACUCCACCUUCCUCUCCAUCUGUAACAGCUGGCUUCUCCUCACACAGCCAAAGCCCUGUGGGUGAACUCAUGGGGCUUCAGUUGGAUUACUGGGUGGCUGCGCCAGUCACUGAGAAAAAGAAAGAUGCUGAGAAGAGGGAGUCCAUGUCUGCCAAGAACACUUUGAAAUGCACUUUCCGCUCGCUGCAGGUCAGCCGGCUUCCCAACAACAGUGAUGUCCAUGCUGCUCCCACCAUGUGCAUGACCGUUGUAACAAAGGAGAAAAACAAAAAAGUGAUGUUUCUACCUAAAAAGACAAAAGAUAAAGACGUAGAAUCUAAGUGUCAAUGUAUUGAAGGUAUCAGUAGAUUGAUUUGCACUGCUAAGCAUCAGCAGAACAUGCUCAGAGUGCUUAUUGAUGGCGUGGAAUGGAACGAUGUCAAGUUUUUCCAGCUGGCAGCUCAGUGGUCAUCUCACGUCAGGCACUUCCCCAUUUGUAUAUUUGGACACUCAAAAUCCAACUUUUAGUCUUUUUAAUGCAGAGGCCGUCUUAUCACCACUCCCCUCCUCUUUUCCCUGGAUCCAUACACUAACUAGUGCCAACUGCUCUUUCCAGCUGAGAACCAUCCAGCGUCUCCCCCUUUUUGCUUUAUUUUUUUUUACUAUUGUUUUUAUUGUUCCUCAGAUUAUUUAAAGCUAAGCUUGAAGUUAGUUUUCUAUUUUUUAAUGUUACCUUGAAGGGAGAAUAUAAUAAUGAUAAAAUAAAAAAUAAACCUAAAAAAAAAAAGUCUUAAAUAUACUGUUAACACAACAGUAAUUUUGGUACUCUAAUGAAUUGGUAAGAAAAUGCACUGCUUAUUAAUGUUUUACUUGUUAGGUGAGUAACUGAUUUGGGUGAUUGAUUUCCGUGUGUGUUGGGGUUUUGGAUUGGCCUGAUAUAGGCUACAGUAAACCACUACUUACUGUAAGUGGUUUUGCACUUUGCUAAAACUUUUUGCUGUCACAGAGCCGCCUGUUACAUUGUUUAUUAAGGGAAAUGAGACGGCUUUAAGAACACAAGUAGCCAUGUGUAGAUUGUGUAGCUUGUACCUUUUUAUAGGUUGCUAAUGUUAAGGCACUUUGGGGCAGAUGUAUUAACCUGGAGAAGGCAUAAGGAAGUGAUAAACCAGUGAUAAAUGCAAGGUGAGAAACACACCAGCCAAUCAGCUCCCAUAUGUAAAUUAACAGUUACACCUUGCACUUAACACUGCUUUAUCACUGGUUUAUCAUUUCCUUAUGCCUUCUCCAGGUUAAUACAUCUACCACUUUGUCACUUGGCAAAGAUCCGAACUGUCAUUUUCCGGAAAAGUUUGGCACAAAUAAUAAUGAAUAUAAUCGCCCCCUAUUUAUACUUCCUAUAUUUAUAUUUAACAAUCUGAAGGUUCUUGUAACAGUCAGACAAGAUGAAUGAUAUAGCACCAUUAUUUUUAGAUGGUCUUUUCCGUUGACAAAGCCACUCACGUUAUCGUGCUUACCCUAUUACACUCCACUAGGUGUGGGACUUACAUUGAGGUGACAUCACAGAUUCAGUUUUAAAUGUAAGCUGACACAAGCGGGUGACUCUCACUUUCCUGUAAAGCUAGUUUCUCUAUCCUUAUACUGCGCUCUGAAAGAAAACCACUACAGUCAUCAUCCGUGCACCUUUCAAUGAACAGGAUACACAGGUCUGUAACUGUAUGGAAACCGAUGCACAGGAGAAUGUGCUGUAACCCUCAGCAACCAGCUAGAAGUGGGUGUGGGUCAAUAGAUGUACAGUAAAAAGACAGUCAGUCGACCCUAAAUGGUUGAGGGGGUCAAAAGGUGUACAUGGAAAGGUAGACAGUAGAAAAGAUAGACGGAUACAAAAAGUCAACACGAAAAUGGUCGACACAGUUUUGUUUUUUUUGUUUGUCAUUUUGUAUGUUCCACCACAUCUAGCCAGCUAGUGAAAACUUGUUCCCUCGUGGGCUCACUUUGCUCGCCACACUUAAAAAAUAAAAAUAAUAAUAAUACUUGUGUCGGCCAUAUUUGUGUUGACUUUUUGAACCUGUCGACCGUAAUCACCGUCUAACUUUCACCUGCUAACAUUUUGACCCUGUCGACCAUUUGCGGGUGACCUAUUGACUGUCAUUUACUGUUGGUCUAACAAGCGGAUGCCGCCAUAAAUUAGCUUUCCUUUCCAAAACCUAACUAAAGAGAUGUGAGGAUCUCUCGGGUUGCAGCGCAUUUUCCUACAGAUAAACUUUCCCAUUAAGCACAUUUUAUUGAAGGUGGAAGUGGGAAACCUCCUGAAUACUGAGCAUUUGCAUCACUAAGAAUAUGAUUGCUGCUUACUCCAGAAACACAGAUUGUUUUACAAGUGGAACCAUUUGCCUUUUACUGUGUGUGGUAUGUUAAUUGACAGUCGGAUUGGCAUCAGCACUUAUCUCUUUGGAAAUGCUAAUCUGAGUUUCAUUUGGAAAGUUACUGCAUUGUAUGAGUCCAGGCUUCUGUAAGAGCGACCGUAUCUUAGUAUAUAACACAUUGAUGUGAUUAAUCCUGUAUGCACCAGACGCAGCUGACGUAGGCUGGGACUUUUUAUUAAUCUGAAGCUUUGCAUAAGCAAUGCUGCCUCGUAGGUUUCUAAAGCUAAUGGUGUCACAUUAUAGACGUGUGCAGCAGGAUGUGUUGCAGUGUGACUUUCAGACUGACCAGGAACUACUCACCAGCACCGCCAUAAGAAAUCUUCCUUCCGUCAAGUAUUCCUAGUUGCCCAUCUAUGCUAAAUAGGAAUGAUUGUGCACAUUGUAAAAUGAAGUGCUAUACAAUGUUUGGUCAUUAAGAAUUUCCUCCAGGGUGCUUUAUAUAUAUCCGAAUUUAGCACAAUCUUUUGGGAUAAUGGCCAAUUUCUAUACCGGGAAUAACGGAACUCUGUAUUGUAACCAUUUCACUACCGGAGACCUGAAAGUGCUUUUCCGCAGCCUAUUUUCUGGCAAGGUCUUUGUGGAAUCACACUGCAUCUCACCUGCGUUUACAGUGCUCUAUAAUGACUUACAGUGCCAGGGACAUACCUUUUUACACUGGUGGAAUUACAAGGUGGUCUCCUGUAACUGUGAAGGGGCUUAUUACACCGAAACUGACUCCUAAACAUGUUCAUAUUUUCCCAUACGUUUCUCAACAAUUGCUUUGAAUAAAACUUACUGACAAUUA
Molecule: messenger RNA, 5799 nt
Organism: Pseudophryne corroboree (corroboree frog)
Lineage: Eukaryota; Metazoa; Chordata; Amphibia; Anura; Myobatrachidae
Product: phosphofurin acidic cluster sorting protein 2-like
Exons: 26
Coding region: 355-3120 (921 amino acids)
Biological process (GO): protein localization to plasma membrane
Molecular function (GO): transmembrane transporter binding
Source: RefSeq, a predicted model, not a curated record